AUGGACACACAGCGAAAAGUGCAAAUUAUUUGUGAUGGGGAGCCGCCCGUGUUUCUUAUGAUUACUGAUGACAAAUUGAAGAAGUCACUUAUAAAAGAAUAUUUUCCUUCUGCAGGAAAUUUAACUUAUAAAGUCGGCGCAGAAACAUAUCUUUUGCAGACGGAUGCUGAACAUAAUGUUUUGGAGCCUCUCAUCGACACUUAUUAUUUGAGUAUUCGAACUGGAACUGUCCCGCAUCUGAAUGACCAACAAUUAAUGAGGUUUAAUGAAAUUUUGCAAAAAAUCAAUGCAAACCCGAAUCCCGACCUGAAGGAGACCCCGAAGCAGAAUUCAAAGUUCACAGAUCAAAAAAUCGGUGCUAAACGUAAAUCCAACAUGAGUCAGGGGAAAGAAGAGUUCAAACGGAGAGUGAUUAAAGUAGAGCUUAAUGGCAACAAAGAGUAUACUUUAGAUGCAUCGAAGCAAUUAUUUUUACAAAGUAUAAAAGACAAGUACUCUGAAUUCGAUCAAUAUGUAACAGAAUUGGAUGAUUCCUCAGUUCGCAUUGGUCGAUAUGAUGAGAGCAUAAUUUUUAAUUUUAAGUUAAAUGGCACCCAGUGCGGGUUCUGGAAGUACAUUCAGCAGUACAGGACUACUGGGCAUCGCAUCACCUUAUAUCUUCUUACUACACAGAAUCCGACAGCCAAACCUAAUACCGAUGAAAUAUCGAAAAAUUCACUCACAAGCCGUUCUAAUCCUUAUGAAGGAAACGAUGACCAUACUUUAUACAAUAAUAAUAAUAAUAAUGUGGGUCCAAGCUAUUUAGAUAGAAACAAGCAAGCAUUACUUCAAAUGUCCAACUUGACAAACAUUGAGGACUGCAACACGGCAAGUUAUCAUGCUAAUAAAUCUACACCUGAUCAAAGUACAAUAAAAAGUCCCUUGAAAAAUACACUCUUCAAUUUUUCUAACGACUUAGGUAGUAGAAGUUCGCCAACUAAAAGUGAUGGUAAAGAGCAAAGUAAUCCAAAAAAUUCAAUUAACCGUACAGAAAAAAGUCCUUCAAAAAGAUCGUAUCCUUUUAACAAGCCAUCAACUGCUGAUCACCAAAACAGACAUCAUCGGGAAGAAACAUUUGAAAACGUUAAUAAACCAAGUACCAGUAAAGUGAAAUCAAAUUCAUCGGGUGGAUCUGCAUCAUUUGUUGCUCUUGUCCCUUGCUCCAUAGAUAAUUUACCACUGUGUAAUACCUUAAAGGGAGCCAUCAACCACAAUAAACAACAAAUUACAGAAAGUAGUAUUAGAAAACUUCCAAUUCCAGUGAAAACUACUUUAAAGGAUAAAAUUGUACGGUUGAAUUUAUCAGUUCCGCUGAUCAAGGAAAAUAAAAUAACGAUUUUUGGUGAAAUACUGGGGAAGGGGGCCCAAGGUAUCGUACGCAGAGGUAAAUUAUUAGGAUCACCCGUCGCAAUGAAAACUAUGAAAGUUGACAACAACAACAAAAUUUUUAUACUGCGUGAAAUCAAACUGUUGGACAAAAUUCGUCAUCCCAACAUAAUUUCAAUUAUGGCCGUAUCAUGUGUAGAGAAUAAAGUACACAUUGUCACAGAAUAUGUUGAAUCAGAGAACUUGCACACAAUUCUUCACACGCCAGAAAUUCGUAAAACAUAUGAUUUUACAACAGACAGAAAAAUAUUUGUGGCUCACCAAGUAUCCUGUGCUGUUGUUUUUUUACACCAAUUGCCAGGAUCGUCUAUCGUGCAUCGAGAUAUUAAACCAGGAAAUAUUUUAGUCAAAACAAAUUUCGACACGAAACUCUGUGAUAUAGGUUUAGGAAUAUCUACAGGAUUGGAAUCACACCUUCAGUCAGCGGUGGGAAGUGUACGUGGCACUUACCUAUUUAUGGCACCGGAAAUGAUUGUAAACCGUAAGGAAGCUUCGACUUAUACCGACGUGUGGUCUUUUGCAUGCACGACAGUUGAACUAUUUACAGAGCAGCAAGUGUGGGAUAUAAAACACUAUUUCAAUAUUCUUGGAGAACUGACUGAUCUGUUUCGACAAAGAAGCGUUCCAAAACUAGAUGCUAUUCCACCAUUUCUACAAAGGUUAUUAAAAAAAUGUUUUAAUUAA
This is a messenger RNA of Copidosoma floridanum, 2109 nucleotides long. RefSeq names its product probable serine/threonine-protein kinase DDB_G0281745. The record is from RefSeq and is a predicted model, not a curated record. Lineage: Eukaryota; Metazoa; Arthropoda; Insecta; Hymenoptera; Encyrtidae.